AUUCGAAAAAGCAGAAGCCACUCAGCUGAGGAAAAUGGCCGACGUAGAGAUGGACAUAACGUCCAGCAGAAUGAAUAAUGGCAACGAACACGUAAAACAAGAUCUGGAAAGCCAUGAACAAAGUGGGAAUGAGGACAGUGGAGAUGUAUCUGAAGAAGAAGAGGAGGAAGAGGAGGAGGCAGAAACUAAUGGCGAGAAGACAGAAGAAGGGCCCAAACAUCACAGCAGCAGUGGCAAACACAAGAGGAAAAAACACAAGCAUCGUAGUAAGCACAAAAAACACAAACAUGCCUCAGAUGAGGACAAGGACCGCAAACGCAGACAUCGUCAUAAACACAGGAAACACAAACGUAAAGAGGGCACCUCUCCCACUGGUGCUGCUCUCUUUGCCUCCUCCAGCCACAAAAAAGUUGAAUCUUCUCCCUCCUCUGGAAAUCCAAGUCUGGAUGACAGGGCCUUACUGGAGGACUUGGAGAAACAGAGGGCCAUGAUCAAAGCAGAGCUGGACAGCCAGUUAAUGGAAGGGAAGGUUCAGUCUGGAAUGGGCUUGAUCCUUCAGGGCUAUAACUCUGGAUCAGAAGAGGAUGGAGACGCAAGGGUACGAAAUGGAGAACAGCGUCAAAGGGGCAAUUCAGGUAAACCCAUAUCUCCCAGAGUAGGAAAAAGUGGGAAAUCGAGACGGGACUCAACUGAGGGCAGUAAAUCCAGCUCCAAGCGUCGUAGUCGGAGUAAAUCUGCGGACAGACCUGCUAAGGAGCCUAAGCAGGAAAAGGUGACCAAAAGCACCAAGGACACAGGUGUAAAGGACAGAGUUCGUGGCAGGAGCAGGUCAAAAGACAGAAAGCGUUCAGAUAGCACUGAUAGGUCCAAGGAGAGAAGGAAGUCCAACUCUCCUUCUUCAUGGAAAGUAGAACAGAAAGCCAGCCGCACUGAUAAACGUUCCUCUCCACAGCGGGACGAUAGACCAAACCAGGAAAGAGCACCCCGGAGAUCCAGAUCACCAGGACGAGAGCGACCGAGUCGCUCAGAAGCUGACCGUGACAAGCGGCCAACCAAGUCUCCAUCCAAGGAUGCUUCAUCAGGGAAAGAGAACCGUUCCCCUCACAGACGGCCACCUCACAGUCCUGUGAGGAAACGCAGUGCUUCCCCUCGCCACAGAGACACCCGCCAACCCUCGGCGAGUGCCCCAGACAGGAUAGCAAAACAGAGCCAGUCUCCCUCCAGAACAAGGUCCUCACCCAGGAGAGGUCGCAGUCGCUCACCAGAUUCCAGAAGGAGGGAUGCUGACAGGCAGGACUCACCGCUAAGGAAACGCCCUCGACCAGACUUGGGGCCGAGCAGAGACAGAUCACGGGAGAACAGUCCAAGAGCAGCUUCUCGCCGCAGGAUGAGUCGAUCACCUCUGAGACGCAGGUCCCCAUCACCACGACGACACACCCGCUGUUCACCACGCAGACAGGGCAGGUCUCCACUGGGACACAGGUCUGGAGAGAGAGACAGGUAUGGAAGGCUCAGGCAAUAUCGGCGCUCCAUGUCCCGUGAUCGGGAAAGGAGGAGGAGGCGCAGCAGAGAUGAAGACAAGUUCAAGGGCAGCCUUUCAGAGGGCAUGAAAGUUGACCAGGAAUCCUCAGAGGGAGAAGUGUUGGAGGAUUUUGAUGGUGAGGAAGUAGAUGAAGAAGCUCUCAUUGAACAGCGCCGGCAGCAGCGCCUGGCCAUUGUCCAGAAAUACAGAGUCGGGAAUGAUGACAGCAACAUGGUGUCAGAGCCCAGCAGCCCGCAGAGCAGUACUCGCAGCCGUUCACCCUCACCCGAUGACAUCCUCGAGCGAGUGGCUGCCGAUGUCAAGGAGUACGAACGCGAGAACCUCAACACCUUCGAGGCCAACAUCAAAGCCAAGCACAACCUCAUCCCCCAGGAGAAAGAUGGAGCCAAUCCAAAGAAGCCCUCGGCCCCCGACAUGUUUACGGAGUCGGACGACAUGUUUGCCGCCGACUUUGAUAGUGCCAGGAUGAGAGCAGCAGGUGUCGGAAAAGACUUUAAAGAAAACCCCAACCUCAGGGACAACUGGACUGAUGCUGAGGGUUACUACCGGGUGAACAUUGGGGAGACGCUGGACAAGCGCUAUGAUGUGUAUGGCUAUACUGGCCAGGGUGUGUUCAGCAAUGUGAUCAGGGCCAGGGACACUGCGAGGGGCGGCCAGGAGGUGGCAGUCAAGAUCAUCCGAAACAACGAGCUCAUGCAGAAGACUGGUUUGAAAGAGCUGGAGUUCCUCAAGAAGCUGAAUGACGCAGAUCCCGAUGACAAGUUCCACUGCCUUCGCCUUUUCAGACACUUCUAUCACAAGCAGCACCUGUGUCUGGUAUUUGAGCCUCUCAGCAUGAAUUUGCGAGAGGUGCUGAAGAAAUAUGGCAAAGAUGUUGGGCUCCAUAUCAAGGCCGUGCGCUCGUACAGCCAGCAGCUCUUCUUGGCCCUGAAGCUGCUUAAAAGAUGCAACAUUCUCCACGCUGACAUCAAGCCAGACAAUAUCCUGGUUAAUGAGUCAAAGACCAUUCUGAAGCUUUGUGACUUUGGUUCUGCAUCCCAUGUUGCUGACAACGACAUCACACCAUACCUGGUCAGCAGGUUCUACAGAGCUCCAGAAAUCAUCAUAGGGAAACCAUACGACUAUGGCAUCGACAUGUGGUCUGUCGGCUGCACUUUGUACGAGCUCUACACCGGCAAAAUCCUGUUUCCUGGAUCUUCCAACAAUCACAUGAUCAAACUAGCCAUGGACCUGAAGGGCAAGAUGCCCAACAAGAUGAUCCGUAAAGGUUUGUUCAAAGACCAGCACUUCGAUCAGAAUUUGAACUUCCUCUACAUUGAAGUGGACAAAGUAACCGAAAGGGAGAAGGUGACGGUGAUGAGCACCAUCAACCCCACCAAAGAUCUGCUGACGGACAUGAUCGGAUGCCAGCGGCUUCCCGAGGACCAGAGGAAGAAGGUCAUGCAGCUGAAGGACCUGCUGGACGGCACGCUGAUGCUGGACCCGGCCAAACGCAUCAGCAUCAACCAGGCUCUGCAGCAUCCUUUCAUCCAGGAGAAGAUUUAAAGGCCCUGAACGCCACACACACACACACACACAUACACCCCCCCCCCCCCCCCCCCACACACACACACACAUAGACAUACUUACACACACACUCCCAGAGCAGAUGGAGAUCCAACCACUAAAGCAGCUCUGAGCAGGGACUCUGCAGCGAGGCAGCCAACUCAGACUUCUCUUCAUAAUGUCACUGAUUUUUGUUCUUCCUCCACAUUGUUUUGUUAAUGAAUACCUAAUUGUGUUUUAUUGUAAAUAGAUCAUCCAAAUUGUAGCCAUUCUUGAAAAAGCAUAGAUUACUGCGAUAUAUCGUUGCCCCCGUACCUGAUGCAGUUAUGAUCUUUUCUCUUUUUUUCCCCUUUUUCUUUAUUUAACUGGCAUUGGAGUUGACACAUGUCAAAAAAGAAGAAUAUAAUUCCUGUAAAUACCAAACGUCUAUUGCAUUAACAAUCUACAGCAGAAGACAGUUGACUUUGUCGUAGUUGCAGACGUCUGAACACGUUGGUCGUUCUUUUUUUUUUUUUUUUUUAACAAAAAAAAACACAUUGCUCACCAUGGGGCGAUGCAUGCUUUUGAAUGUGCACCCUUUGUGCUCUAGAUUUCUGUGGUGCAGGCCUGUGUAAAUGCUCUGUAUGUGCAUCAGUGUCCCACGUGUGACAGCAACUGACCCCCCUCGAACCCCGUCCCUCAUACUUCCAGGCCUUGAGGUCUGCGCUGAAGGAAUAGAUGCCGUCUAUGUACUCUUUGCAACCUUUUUUUUUUUUAGAUUUUUAAUUUCAAAGCUGGUAGUCUUUGUUUUCCCAUCGCUUUCCAUGUUUUUGAUUUGUUCUCUCUCUCUCUCCAGCUCUGCGGCUCUAAAGGCUCUCCCAUUCAAGUGCCUCCUACAUGAGCCUCGUGUUUUAAACACCGAACAGUGCUGGCCCAACGAAGCCACACACACACACACACACAUUUAUACAUAUAUAUACACAUACAUACAUGUGGCUCCUCCUCCUCUCCCACUGCUGUAAAUAGUCAAUAGUUACUGUCAUUACAUGUUUGACUUUUUUUUUGUUAUUUUCCUCCAUGAAGUGGUUAAAAAAAUAAUCUUGUGAUUUCAAUAAAGAAUAGUUGUGGAAACGCUGCUGAAA
Messenger RNA from Solea solea (common sole), 4209 nucleotides. It is a transcript of the gene prpf4bb, whose product is annotated as pre-mRNA processing factor 4Bb. The transcript has 16 exons. Lineage: Eukaryota; Metazoa; Chordata; Actinopteri; Pleuronectiformes; Soleidae. Gene Ontology annotation, molecular function: ATP binding; protein serine/threonine kinase activity. The coding region runs from base 35 to 3088 and encodes 1017 amino acids. Gene Ontology annotation, biological process: peptidyl-threonine phosphorylation; peptidyl-serine phosphorylation; mRNA cis splicing, via spliceosome. The record is from RefSeq and is a predicted model, not a curated record.